Messenger RNA from Physella acuta, 1089 nucleotides. Its product is annotated as circumsporozoite protein-like. Lineage: Eukaryota; Metazoa; Mollusca; Gastropoda; Physidae. The record is from RefSeq and is a predicted model, not a curated record.
GUUUACAAACCGCGUUCAGAUUGUUGACGUAAGACAGCAACCUAAUUUUCUACAAGAUUUGGAAGGUUGCUAUCUGUUGACAGUUUACGCAAGAUGGCGUCAUAUUUAUCAAUGGCAAAAGAAAACGCCAGCCGUAAUGGAUCAAACGCCAUCGUCCACAGAGAAUCAGGUAGCUGCAACACCUGUCGCUUCAAAGGCACUGGAACUAAUAACACCAUUUAUUUCAGUGGAUCGGGAAGUUGUAAUGACGUUAAAGUCUAUGGCUCAGGGAGUGGUAACACCAUCUACAUCAACUGCUACGGGAGCUGCAACGACAUCUACAUCAAAGGGACGUGUCAAGACUGCACCAUCACUGUCAAUGUCAGGGGAAGUUGUCAUGACAUCUGCGCCAACGUCAGCGGAAAAGGUAACAACAUCGUUGUCAACAGCAACGGCAGUUGUAACGACACGGUGGUCACCGCCGGCGGAAACGCCAACAACACCUACAUCACCAGCAAAGGCAGCUGCAACGACACCGUGAUUAAUGCUUUAGGGAGUGCGAACAACACCUUAAUCACCGCCGGGGGGAGUUGCAAUGAUACCAGGAUCAACGCCGCGGGGAAUGCCAACAAAACUCUUAUCAGCGCGCGGGGAAGCUGUAACGACACCGUGAUCAAAGCCGGGGGGAAUUCCAACAAAACCAUCAUCGCCACCAGCGGAUCAUGCAAUGACACCAUGAUCAAGGGGAUAGGGAGCCAGAACACGACAGGAAACGGCAACACAGGAAAUGGCAGCAGUCGACAAGACACGACAGCCACAAACGGCUCCAGAAAAAGAUCACUCGCAGAGCUGGAGUGGAAGGACACCAGUGAGGGGUCAAAGCGGACACGGCAAGACUGACCUGACAGAUAGAAGCUUCUAGAUGCUGCAGUAGAGUCAAGGCGUGCAAACAUUCAUCCCGUUCAUUUAGACAGACAGAUUGGUAGGAAGGUCGUCUUAGAGAUUUAAACAUGUCGCAUGCUCAUUGUAAAAUUGUAUUGCUCCAAAUAACAUGUUAUGUCUCUACAUAAUGCUGAGGGGAUACAUUUUAGCCAUGAAAAGAAAUAAAAU